Messenger RNA from Saimiri boliviensis boliviensis (Bolivian squirrel monkey), 918 nucleotides. Lineage: Eukaryota; Metazoa; Chordata; Mammalia; Primates; Cebidae. The record is from RefSeq and is a predicted model, not a curated record.
AUGGCAGGCAAGAAGAUCCCAGGGCUGAGCCAGUACAGCUGUCAUGAGGCAUUGAUGAUCAAGGUUCACCCUACAGCUCCUGCGUGUGUGCCUGCCCCGGGAGCCCUACACUCUUCUAGAUUCUUCUUGAACCCUCAGCGAGGUCUUGGGCCUUGUUUUCCAGCCAGCUGGAAUAUCACCCUGAACUUGAGCGCCCUACUUCGAGACCUGCCUCCUCUGGUUUGGAGGCCCCCCGCCAAGGGAGAAACCCGUGCUAUGUGCACGCAACUCAUGAUGUUCGCAUGCGUCAGCCCCGUGAGGAUCCCUCGUCUAAGACUCAAGUUUCCCCUCCAACUGCCUUCGCUACAAGUGCUGGGAAACAGCUCUUGGAAUUCCGUCCCGAUCCUGAAGACAGAGGUGAGGGCAGAAGAAGAGCCGGAAGAACCAGUGGAGGUGGACGAUCAGGUAGAGACCCAGGGGCAGGAAGAGGAGAAAGGGGGCCCCUGUAGCAAUGGAGGAGCAGCAUCCUCCACCUCGAGGCCUCUGGAGACUCAGGGAAACCUCGCUGCCCUAGACUGCAGUCCCAGGGCCUUAAAGGGAAAUGUCCAUAGCAGGAGCCUGACAGAAACGAACAGGACUGACAAGGCCCAGGCGCGGGCAGUGAAUUUCCACUCCAAGGGCCAUGGAGUGCCCAGACACAGCCCUGCAGGAGGCGUCCUUCCCUUUGGGAAGCCUGACCCAGCUCCAGCAGUGCUCCCUGGCCCGGUUCCCGACUGCUCCCGUUGGCCAGAGAAGGCGGCCUCUCAGGUGCUGGGGAAAGACCACCUGCUCAGCUCCUCAGGCUUGCAGAUGAGGGGGAAGGAAACCCAGCGCAUGGAUCCUGCAGCUCUUGUAGCAAGCAGCUCUUCUCCACCCAGAGCUGCCAGCCACAGUUCCUGA